UUUGCUGUUUCAUUUGGGAAACGAUGGAUUGCGAAUUGAUUGUAGCGACAGAAUGUAAUGAACAAUAUUCAAAAAAAUUAGAAUCAAAUACACGAGAUACAUUUGAAAAAGUAUGUGAUCCAAUUGUUGGUUCUAAUUAUGGUUGGUCAUGUUGGAACCAGCAAGAAAGUGAUAGUUGGUAUUAUGUUGGUAUUAUAAUCGGAAUUUUAAUUCUUAUAAUUAUCGGUGCAUGCCUUGUAUAUCGAAUCUACAGCUACACCAAACCAUUACGUAUUGAUGAACCAAUUUUCAGUAUGUUGGGCAAGCAAGAGAUUAUAGAAUUUAUGAAAAAAUAGAAGAAAAAUUGAAUUUUCCAAUUCAACCGGAAAUGUUGGAUGAUUUUUUUUUCUAUACCAAAAGUUCCAUUGAUAAUUGUAACACCACCAACACCACCAC
Molecule: messenger RNA, 435 nt
Organism: Dermatophagoides pteronyssinus (European house dust mite)
Lineage: Eukaryota; Metazoa; Arthropoda; Arachnida; Sarcoptiformes; Pyroglyphidae
Source: RefSeq, a predicted model, not a curated record